Molecule: messenger RNA, 1356 nt
Organism: Branchiostoma floridae (Florida lancelet)
Lineage: Eukaryota; Metazoa; Chordata; Leptocardii; Amphioxiformes; Branchiostomatidae
Product: beta-lactamase-like
Exons: 4
Coding region: 307-1356 (349 amino acids)
Source: RefSeq, a predicted model, not a curated record
UGGUAACUCUAGCAUCCCUGUUGUAGUUGUUUCUGCAGAAUCUUGCAGCUCGAUUUUGUACCUUUCCACUUUAUCUAUCUGGAAAGAGUACGAACAAUGCUACGUCAUCAAACACGUGAUGAGACAAUACUACGUCAUCAAACACGUGAUGAGACAAUGCUACGUCAUCAAACACGUGAUGGGUAGCCAAACAUCAAGAAGCUAUCCUGGCUAAUGAUUCAUCAGCCAUCUUACACAACCUCUUCUCUUGGGUAACACAAAUCUUCACCAAGUUGUAUAAGUCUCAGUCUUUUUUCAUUGCUCAAGAUGGGAGCUCUCGUGAAUGUGUUCCUUGUGGUCUGCUUUAUGAUAGUCGGACAGGUCUCAACCAUGACCAGCCCAGAUCUACAGCAGAGGCUACAGGAUCUCGACACUUUCAUCCAGGACCUGAUGACAUGUGAGUCCAGGCCUGUAGUCGGACUGACCGUGUCCGUGGUCAAGGACGGCCAGACCAUUUUCGCCAAGGGGUACGGCCAAAGGGACCUGCAGACGGGACAAGCUGUGGACAACAGGACUCUCUUCGGAGUCGGCUCCAUCUCCAAGUCCUUCACCUCAGCCCUGUUAGCGGCCAUUCUCGGGGAGAGGGAAGACGUAAGCUGGGACACCGUCCUGACGGACAUCCUGGGGCCGUCCUUCAGGUUCAGGGACCAGUUCCGUACCGAAGAAGCGACCUUACGAGACCUUCUAGCCCACAAAAUCGCGCUAGAGAACCCGUGGUACGUUGCCGUAAUAAUGGGACAAGACAUCGACAGAGCAGAAUUUUCAAGACGAAUGCGGUACUACAGGGAGAUCUACCCAUUCCGCACCACCUUUCGUUACAAUGACGUCAUGUACACGCUGGCCGCUCACGUCGCCGAAAAGCUCGCCGGAAAACCCUUCGAGACCCUCCUGCGAGAACGAAUCCUACAGCCACUGGGUAUGAACGACACAGUGUACUUAGCCGAGGCAUUAGAAGCUGGAGACUUCACCAACUUUGCCCAAACGUACCUGUCCUACAACAGAAGCGGCGAAUCGGAGAUGCGCAGUCGUGAGGAAUACAGGUCUGUCAAGUUGCAUCUUCCAGCAGCGGGUGUGGUGUCCAAUGCCUUGGACAUGGCCCGGUACAUGAAGUUCCACCUCAGCGGGGGGAGGGACACGGCCGGCCGCCUGGUGGUCCCGGAGGACACCUUACGGCAGACCCAAACCGCGAGCGCCGUCAUGUCCUCGUACUGGGACAAAGUCGAGCCGUACUGGCCAGUAGAAGCGUGGCUGACGCAGGGAUAUGGAAUGGGUCUGUCUACCGGUUCCUAUAGAGACGGAGCCGAUGCUCUGCUUUGA